UUCUUCUGGGUCCUUCUGGUGAUCUUCCUCACGGAGCUGCUGCUGAUAUUCAUCGAAAUCAUCUUUGAGAACAAGAUGAAUGAGGUUUUCCACUCCAACAUCCAAGAGGGCAUCAGGCACUAUUACGAUGACCUUGACUUCAAGAACAUCUUGGAUUUUGUACAGGAAAAGUUUUCUUGCUGCGGCGGCGAUGAGUACCGAGACUGGGAGGUUAACCAGUACCACUCUUGCAACAGCAGCGGGCCGCUGGCGUGCGGGGUGCCCUACACGUGCUGUAUCAGGAAGGUCCCUGGAGAAGUCAUUAACACCCUGUGUGGAUACAGGACGCUCGAUAAAGAGCGCCUGGAGCUGCUCAACGACAUCCACGUGCGAGGCUGCAUCCACGCCGUCGGGCUCUGGCUCAAAGACAACUUCGAGGCCACUUUGGGCAUCGUUUGCUCCCUGCUGCUUCCACAGGUGAUCGGCCUCGUGAUGGCUUGGCUGUAUUGGCAAAAGCUCAACGAGAUCUACUCCAAGCUGGACGCCGUUGACUUCAAGAUCCUGGAGACGCGGGAUUUCAGCUUUGGGGCGGUGGAUCUGAGCGGCGCGGGCUGGUGCUGGUGCUUGCCCAAGGAAGGGGGCUACAUUCCCGUCAAUGCCGAGGAGGAGGAGGAGGAAGGUGCCACCGCCGCAGCAAAGAGUGAGAAGGUGGAGGACUGA
Molecule: messenger RNA, 699 nt
Organism: Leptosomus discolor (cuckoo roller)
Lineage: Eukaryota; Metazoa; Chordata; Aves; Leptosomiformes; Leptosomidae
Source: RefSeq, a predicted model, not a curated record